CGCUUUCCUCCCCCCGCCCCUUCCUUUCUCCUCCUCCUCCUCCAGAAGGUUCGGCGCCGGCUUCCCCCUCGCCUCGCCGCCAAGAUGAUGGGCCAGCGCCCCGUCCUCGUGCUCAGUCAGAACACAAAGCGUGAGUCUGGAAGAAAAGUCCAGACUGGAAACAUUAAUGCUGCUAAGACCAUCGCUGAUAUUAUUAGAACAUGCUUAGGACCAAGAGCCAUGAUGAAGAUGCUGCUGGACCCCAUGGGGGGGAUCGUCAUGACCAACGAUGGCAACGCUAUUCUUCGAGAAAUUCAGGUCCAGCAUCCGGCUGCCAAGUCCAUGAUUGAAAUCAGCCGCACUCAAGACGAAGAGGUGGGCGAUGGGACCACGUCUGUGAUUAUUCUUGCUGGAGAGAUGCUGUCCGUUGCUGAGCAUUUCCUUGAGCAGCAAAUGCAUCCGACGGUGAUCAUCGGUGCAUACAGGAAGGCUCUGGAUGACAUGAUUGGCGCUCUGAAAAGGAUCAGUGCUCCAGUCGACGUUAACAACCGCGAAGCCAUGCUUAAAAUAAUCAAUAGCGCCAUUGGCACCAAGGCUAUAAACCGUUGGUCCAAUCUGGCCUGCGGCAUUGCCCUCGAUGCGGUCAAGACGGUGGAGUUUGAGGAAAAUGGCCGGAAAGAAAUUGACAUCAAGAAAUAUGCCAAAGUAGAAAAGAUUCCUGGUGGCUUUAUUGAGGACUCGUGUGUCCUGCGUGGCGUCAUGAUCAAUAAAGAUAUUACUCACCCUCGGAUGCGUCGCACCAUCAAGAACCCCCGCAUCAUCCUGCUGGACUGCUCGCUGGAGUACAAGAAAGGCGAGAGUCAGACUGAGAUUGAAAUAACUCGUGAGGAGGAUUUUGCUCGCAUUCUUCAGAUGGAGGAGGAGGUCAUUCAGCAGAUGUGUGAGCACUUGAUCAGAGUCAAGCCAGAUCUCAUCAUCACAGAGAAGGGAAUCUCAGACCUGGCCCAACAUUUCCUGAUGAGAGCAAACAUCACUGCUAUCCGCCGGGUGAGAAAAACUGACAACAACCGGAUUGCAAGGGCGUGCGGGGCUCGUAUUGUCAGCCGCCCAGACGAGCUGCGCGAAGAGGAUGUUGGGACUGGCGCAGGGCUUUUUGAAGUGAAGAAAAUUGGGGACGAAUAUUUCACCUUCAUUGCUGACUGCAAGGAGCCCAAGGCCUGCACCAUCAUGCUGCGGGGCGCCAGCAAAGAGAUUCUAGCGGAGGUGGAGCGCAACCUCCACGAUGCCAUGCAGGUCUGCCGCAACGUCUUGAUUGACCCUCAGCUGGUGCCAGGAGGCGGAGCUUCUGAGAUGGCCGUUGCUCACGCCUUAACGGAACGGUCCAAGGUCAUGACCGGGGUGGAGCAGUGGCCCUACCGGGCCGUUGCCCAAGCUCUAGAAGUCAUUCCCAGGACACUCGUUCAGAACUGCGGGGCCAGCACCAUCCGUGCGCUGACUUCGCUGCGGGCGAAACACACCCAGGAAGGCAGCCAGACCUGGGGGGUCAAUGGGGAGACUGGAGCCUUGGUCGACAUGAAGGAGCUGGGAAUAUGGGAGCCUUUGUCUGUCAAAUUGCAGACCUACAAAACCGCCGUAGAGACCGCCGUCCUCCUGCUGCGUAUCGACGACAUUGUUUCAGGCCAUAAGAAGAAAGGAGAUGAGCAAAGCAAGCAGCCUGGUGCCCCAGAUGCAGCCCAAGAGUAACGUUCUGGGUUUGCGAAAACCGUGCCCCUUGGAUUGCUGGAGAUGGGAACCAUCGGAACGAAACUCCGACUGCUGCUUUUCUUCUCUGCCCUGGGUUCCGGUGUGGCCAGAGUCGAAAUACUGAUUUAUUUGAAGUCGGCAGAGGAGAGGUUGAAGAAAGGGCCGACAGUGCGUCAGCUCCCCGUUCUGUUAAGGAGACACCGACGCUUUAUUUAAGUGUAUACUGUAGCUUCUUCGUGGCUUUAUUAAUAAAAAACGUCACUUCACAUUCA
Messenger RNA from Elgaria multicarinata webbii, 1994 nucleotides. It is a transcript of the gene CCT3, whose product is annotated as chaperonin containing TCP1 subunit 3. Gene Ontology annotation, molecular function: ATP-dependent protein folding chaperone; ATP hydrolysis activity; ATP binding. Gene Ontology annotation, biological process: protein folding. The record is from RefSeq and is a predicted model, not a curated record. The coding region runs from base 85 to 1722 and encodes 545 amino acids. Gene Ontology annotation, cellular component: chaperonin-containing T-complex. The transcript has 14 exons. Lineage: Eukaryota; Metazoa; Chordata; Lepidosauria; Squamata; Anguidae.